Molecule: messenger RNA, 1635 nt
Organism: Cyphellophora europaea CBS 101466
Lineage: Eukaryota; Fungi; Ascomycota; Eurotiomycetes; Chaetothyriales; Cyphellophoraceae
Exons: 4
Coding region: 1-1635 (544 amino acids)
Biological process (GO): proteolysis
Cellular component (GO): fungal-type vacuole
Molecular function (GO): serine-type carboxypeptidase activity
Source: RefSeq, a predicted model, not a curated record
AUGGCACAUUCACUUUUCAGAACACUCGCUGUCAUUUCUGCUGCGACGGCAGCUCUCGCGCAGCUGCCAGCGAACGUCACAGACCAAGAGACAAUUGACCUCAGUGAUGGCCGAACUGUCCGCUAUAAGGAGCCAAAGCUUUGUGAGACCACCGACGGUGUCAAGUCUUAUGCUGGCUACCUCGACAUUGCCGAAGACAAGCACGUCUUUUUCUGGUUCUUCGAGUCCAGGAAUGAUCCCAGUACGGAUCCUACCACACUAUGGUUGAAUGGAGGACCAGGCGCCGACUCCAUGGGUGGUCUCUUUGACGAAAUCGGGCCCUGCAGCUUGAAUGAAAACCUUGAGACUGAGCUCAGAACAACUUCUUGGAACUCGCUUUCCAAUCUCUUCAUCCUGAGUCAGCCCAUCGGUAUUGGGUUUUCUUAUGCCGAUACACUCGAAACGCCAUUCCCAAUCGAUCCUACCAAUCCGGAGGAACUGGUUCCCGCAAGACUCGCAAACGCGGACUACAGGGCAGUCAACUCAACAGAGCUUGCUGGUGAAGAUAUGUGGCACGCCGUACGCACGCUGUACGAAGCGCUGCCCGAGAUGGCUCCCGACGUCAAGUCGAAAACGCUACACAUGGGCGCCCAAUCCUACGGCGGCCAUUGGGGACCACACUUCUUCAACAGAUUCAGGAAAGAGACCGAGGCCCUUGGCGAAGACGCACCUUUCGAGAUAGGCUCCCUUAUGGUUGUCAACGGCCUCGUCGACGCCAUGCUUCAGUGGCCGUCCUUUCCCCAGUUCUCGGCACACAACACUCACGGUGUACAUCCUGACCCUAUGGUAACAAUGGCAAUGGAGUUCUCGCUUGUCAUGAAGGAUGUCGGUUGCCUUGCCAAGCUCGAGCAGUGCGAGGCGAUUUGGGAUGGCGGCUUGUCGCUCACGGCGGGAAACACGUGCAACGAUGCAAGUGUGGCGUGCCGAAAUGGAGUCGAGUUUCCGUUCCAGGCAUACACAGACACCCAUAACUACGAUGUCCGCGCCGUGGGCGCGGGCAAGGAAGGCGAAGGCGAGCCACUUCCUCCUGCUAUAUACGCGCCAUGGCUCAACACGGCCGAAGUCCAACAAGCUCUCGGUGUUGAGCUCAACUACACCUACACCAGCUCGAACGCUGCUGGCGAGGUAUUGGCUGCGUUUGCCCCCACAGGAGACUUCGCGAGGUCGUACCGGAAGGAUCUGGAAGAGCUGUUGGAAGCGGGUGUGCGAGUGUCGCUCUGGCAUGGGGAUGCCGACUGGGUCUGCAACUGGUUCGGUGGCGAGGUGCUGUCACUGGGCACAAACUACACCAAUGCUGAAAAGUUUGCAUCUGCUGGAUAUGAAAGCUUGAUGGUCGACGGCAAGCACUAUGGCGACACCCGAGAGUAUGGCAACUUUGCAUUCACCCGAGUGUUCGACGCGGGACAUGCAAUGCCCUUCUACCAACCUGAAGCUGCGUACGCCAUGUUUGAGCGUGUUAUUACGGGCAAGGACUUGGCGAGUGGUGAGCACGACAUCAAAGACGAUUAUGCCACCAGCGGACCGGCGAACUCCACGUAUAGCCAAGUUGCUGAGAAGAGGAAGAGGUCGCUCAACAGUGCAAAAUUCCGGAUUUAG